Wasmannia auropunctata (little fire ant) is the source of this 403-nucleotide messenger RNA. RefSeq names its product zinc carboxypeptidase-like. Gene Ontology annotation, biological process: proteolysis. The transcript has 4 exons. Gene Ontology annotation, molecular function: metallocarboxypeptidase activity; zinc ion binding. The annotation marks the transcript as partial. Lineage: Eukaryota; Metazoa; Arthropoda; Insecta; Hymenoptera; Formicidae. The record is from RefSeq and is a predicted model, not a curated record.
CUUGGAUACGUGUACACGCACACCACGAACCGAUUAUGGAGAAAGACACGUAAGCCGUACUCAUUCAAUUGUUAUGGCAGUGACCCUAACAGAAACUGGGGCUACAAAUGGAAUAGUGGUGGCACCAGCACUUUCCCAUGCUCUGAAACUUACCACGGAAGUGCGCCGUUCUCCGAGGUUGAGACAAAGAGCAUGUCCGAAUAUAUCGGUACCAUUGCCAACAAAAUCUACGCGUACCUCGCGUUCCACAGCUACUCGCAACUAUUGCUGUUACCGUAUGGUCACACAAAGGAUCACCUUGAUAACUACGAUGAUCUGUAUGAUAUCGGUAUGAAAUCGAUGACAGCUCUUAAAAAGAGAUAUGGAACUCAAUAUAAGGUCGGGAAUAUUGCUGAAGCAAUCU